Messenger RNA from Cladophialophora psammophila CBS 110553, 603 nucleotides. RefSeq lists its product as uncharacterized. NCBI's taxonomy places the organism in Eukaryota, Fungi, Ascomycota, Eurotiomycetes, Chaetothyriales, Herpotrichiellaceae. The transcript has 3 exons. Gene Ontology annotation, biological process: transmembrane transport. Bases 1 to 603 code for a protein of 200 amino acids. The record is from RefSeq and is a predicted model, not a curated record. Gene Ontology annotation, molecular function: transmembrane transporter activity.
AUGGUUCCUGAGUGGCGGAUGUCUAUUUGGCUCACAGGUGCGGUGGCCUUCCCUGUGGGUCUGUUUUGGUUCGCCUGGACCGCUGCGUACCCUAUAUACGUACAUUGGAUUGUGCCGAGUGCCAGUGGAGUUGCGACUGGCUAUGGGCUUCUUACCAAAUUCAUCGGAUGUUUCAAUUUCAUCCUCGACGUCUAUAGAACCAAUUCUGCAUCCGCCUUUGCCAUAGCAACCAUCUCACGUUCGGCCCUCGCCACCGGCUUUCCUAGGUUUGCAAAACAAAUGCUCCACAAUCUCAGUGUCCCGUGGGCAAACACACUACUGGGGUGCUUUGCCACGCUUCUCGUCCCGGUUCCCAUAUGCUUCUGGUUACGGGGGCCGCAGAUUCGAGCACGGAGUAGCUUUGCCGUUGACAAUGUAUUUUUUCCGAAUCAAGGUGGUGGUGAUAAGAAGCAGGAGGGCGCACCUAACGACAGAGAUGUAGCGAGGGCAGAUAUGGAGAUAGGGCGAGCUGUGCACCCCAACAUAAGCGGACGAGGCCGGGAUGAGGGUCGCCCAGAAAUGAAUGCCAUGGACUCAGACUCAACCGUCGUGAGCAGCGUUUGA